AUGAGUUCAGGUGUAGUCAAAAGAACAUACGAGUGCUUAUAUACGCAUCAAAAAAUUCAAAAGAGUAAAAAAUGGCAAGACGGAUUUUGUGAAAUAAUAACUAGCCAUGGCUCGACAAAAAUAAAUCUAUUAAACCUAAAUAGAGUAUGCAUAGAAAGUUCACUUGGGAGUAUAAUAAACUUUCAAAAUAUUGAAGAAGAAAUUGAGUUAAACUAUCACUUAGUUCGUUUUGUUGACAUAAGUACAUACACUGAAAAUGAAAUAAAAAACGAAUCAACGAAAAAAAGAGCAAACGAGUUACUUCUAGAGGAAAAGGGAAAUAUAAGCAUACAGAAGAAAAAAAAAAAAAAAGAAAAAAAAGAAAUUUGCUAUUCCAGUUCAUAUGAUGUAGAGGAUCAAAAGGGAAUAGAAGGAGAACCUUCUAGUGAAAAAGAAGAGGAACUACCAAAUGGUAAAAAUUGGUUAUGCCGUAAUAAGACGCUAGACAGGUAUGCACGUAUAAAUAGAAAAUUCGAAGUACCAAGAGAAGUAAGUUCAUGUGGGGAUGGAAAUCAAGUGAAAAGAAGGCGAACAGUGGAGGAGUGGAAAAACACUGAUGAAGAGGACGGUGAAAGUGUAAAUGGGAAAACGAAAAAAGGAAGAGAUAAGAAGAUUGAGGGGGUAGAAGAAAAGCAGGUAUCAAGGGAAGGGACAAAACUAAUCAAUAUUACAUACACCAAAACAUAUUUUUUUAAUAAAAAGAAAAACGUAAAGUGGUUUGAUGGGUAUAUAAUAGAGAAACAAAAUAUAUUAGAAUUAUAUAAUUAUUCUAAGGAAAAAUUAUUUACAGAGAAAAAAAAAAAUGUGAUAAAUGAAGAAUAUAUUCCAUUUGGAAAGUACAUCGUCUAUAAUGAUUUUUUAUGUAAAUCGGACAAAGAGGAUGAUACGUAUGAGCAAUUGGAAUAUUCCUUUUCAAGGAAUAAUAAUAGCAUUAACAAUAACAUAUUAUGUAAGAACUUGCACGAUAUCUCAAACAGAGUGAUUAACAGAAUCAGAGAGCCCAAUGAUAUAUACAAUGCUCCAGAUAUGAAAAAGAAAAAGUACACAGAAAGAAAUACUAUAAAUGUAGAUACAAACGUAGACAUAAACAAUAACAUGCACAGGUAUCAAAGCUCGAGUAAUACUUCCAAUAAAUCUUAUCAUGAUGAUACAAAAAAUUACUAUAAUAACCAUACGUGUGCAGAGUAUGGCCAAAUGCAUUCUUUAAGUAAAUGGGGAAAUGAUAGCCACUCUACUUUAGAAGAUCUCUACAAUGAACCACAUGAUAAAGGAAAAAAAGAAAAAAAAAGAGGAUAUUUAAGGCGGAAUAAUACACAUACACAUACAUAUAUUACACAUAAAGAUCAAGACGAAUUCCCGCUAUAUCAUAAUAACGAAGAUAGGAUUAAUGAAAUGUUCCUCUGUAGUGAAAACAGCCAAAAUAAUGACAAAUAUGAAGAAAUUAUUAACAUAGGGAAAAUGGCCAGCAAAAAUAAUUUUUCAAGCUUGAAUAUUUUUAAUAAUCCUUUGUGCAAGCACAUGAGCUCUGGCUUGGGGAAGGACCACCAAGUUUUUGAAGCAGACGAAGCGGAAGAAGUAGAUGUAUCAAAUGGAGUAGAGUUAUCGAAUGAAGUGGAUGUAUCGAAUGAAGUGGAUGUAUCGGAUAGAGUGGACGUAUCGUAUAGAGUGGACGUAUCGGAUAGAGUGGAUGUAUCGGAUAGAGUGGAUGUAUCGGAUAGAGUGGAUGUAUCGGAUAGAGUGGAUGUAUCGGAUAGAGUGGACGUAUCGGAUAGAGUGGACGUAUCGGAUGGGAUGGACGAAUCAAAUGGAGUUAAGAAGUCGGAUGGAGGCCCCCCUCGAUCAUGGCGGAACAUAUUAGACAGCAAUGAUAGCAUUGUCAACAGCGUCAAUAUUAGCGGCUUGGAAGAUGGGGACCUCCGAAGCGUAACGACUAAAAAACGAAAUGGUAUCAGUUUCGUAAAUAAAUCAAUGGAAAAAGCGUACUACAACAACGAAGAAAACAUUCUUAGUAGCAUCGUAUGUAAGGAACACACUCAAACAAUUAUAAAAAAAGAAACAAGCAAAAAUGAAGAACUACUGACUUGGGAAGAUGCCUCUUCAUUGAAAGAAAAGAAAAAGGGCUCCUUUCACUAUUUGAACAUAUACGAAAUAAAAAAUAUGAAUACAUUUAUUUUUGAGAACGCUAACUUUUACGCUAAGGAUAUGGAAGAUGUUAAUAAAAGUAACUUGUUCUUACCUAUAUAUAUAACCAUUUUAACAAACAAAAUGUGUAUAAAAAAUAAAUUAAAUGAAUUAAAAUAUUUUAAAAUUCCAAAUUUUUUCCUGAACAAGUCAGAAUAUAUUUACUAUUUUAUGAAUGGUAUUCUUUUUCAAAUUUAUUAUGAUGUAAUAAAUAAACUGUUGUGUCUUCAUAGUUAUUUGGUGUCUUUUCUAAGUGGAUUGACUGGUAGGAAAAACGAUUCGAAGUAUGUAAAGGGUAAUCAAGAGGAGAAUGAAGUCAUUAACAAUUUAAGGAAAAAAGAGGAUUAUCAAGUUGAUGAAGGAAUAAGAAGAGCAGUAAACAGCAGUAUAUGUGCUGAUAAUAAUAGUGGACAUAAUUCCUUAUCAUUUUUGAGGGAGGAAAAAAGGAGAAAAUAUAAAUAUGCAGAUGAUGAUUAUGUGUUGUUAUUUCAAGGAGUGAAGGUAGUUUGCACUGUGUCUGAUAAGGGGAACAGGGUUAGCGGUAUGGUUAGUACCAUGGUUCGUAGCAGGAUUGGCGGAAGGGUCGGGAGUACAAGUUAUGGUAGCCAUAACGACUGCAGUUUGGGGUGCAAAUUCUUCCUGAACGUAACAACAAAUAGCUGUUUUGUAAUAGAAAAGAAUGGAAGUAGGUUUAUGCAAGAGGGGAGUAAAUAUGUCCAUAUGCAUCAUGUAAUUAUUUUGAGUAGAGACAAUAAUUAUUUCGAUAAUAACAAUUUGUUGAUAUUUAUUACCAAGUGGAGUUCUUUUAAAAAUAAUUAUUUAGAAAUAUAUCCUUUAAAUUUUCAAACGUAUACAUACAUGAACGAACUAUUUGAUAAGGAGAAAAUUAGGACAACGAAAAAGUGUAUUUAUUUUUUAAGGAGGUACAAAAAAGUAAUAUUUCCAUCCUGUUUGUUUUUUAUUACGUUAUAUGAAUAUAUGGAACAUAUGAAGUUUCUCUUUUAUCUUUAUAAAAGUGUACAUGAUGUGAGUCUCUACAAUUUUAUUUGGACCAAGUUAGGAAUAAUAAAUUGCACUGAGUAUUGCUCUGACCAAUGUACUUUGUUACAAUAUGUCAGUGGGAGCUACAAAAGAGAGUUAACACAAAAACUCAGCAGUGAUAAGAAGUUAAACAGGAAGCAGAAGCAAAUCAUUAGGAGUGUUCUUAACUGGUUUGUGUGUACGGACAGAGAGAAAGAUCCAAUUGGGGGGAAGCAAAUUGAGAAUGACCCAAAUGAGAUUUACCAAGGCCAGUGUAACCAAAGUGAGAAAGAGAAGGAAAAUACACAUGUACAUAAUCAAAGUUUCCCUGUUAGUACCAUCCAAAUGAAUAUGGUUCAACAGGACAGAAGUAACACCUUACUGGUUAAUGGAAUUUUUGGGUCAGGAAAAAGUACGCUCAUCUGCCAUAUCAUUUGUUACUUAGAUAAGUUAUUGACCUGUGAGGAGAAGCUAGCCAAAAGAAACAAAAAUGGAAUAAGUGUAAGUGAUGGAGGGGAUAAGAAUGACCCCAGUAGAGAUGACCACGAGCACAGGGACGGCAAAAGAAUCAACAGAAGCAGCAGCAGCAGUAGUAGUAGUAGCUCAAGCGGAGGCAGUGACGAAGUAACAAGAGAUGACAAUAAAAAAAAGAGUAAAAAUAAGAUUAAAAAUAAUGAUAUGUAUAAUGAUGAAUAUAAUGAUAAAUAUAAUCUUAAAUGUAGUAAUAAAUAUAAUAAUAAAUGUAAUAAUAAAUGCAAUAAUAAAUGUAAUAAUAAAUGCAAUAAUAAAUGUAAUAAUAAAUGCAAUAAUAAAUGUAAUAAUAAAUGUAAUAAUAAAUGUAAUAAUAAAUGCAAUAAUAAAUGUAAUAAUAAAUGUAAUAAUAAAUGUAAUAAUAAAUGUAAUAAUAAACAUAUUAAUAAACAUAAGAAUCGGGAGAAGACAAAAAUUUUACUCAUGUGCAACACCAAUUUUGGAGUGGACAAUAUUCUGCUAAAAUUAAAACUCGAUUUUGAAUUUUAUGACUUUGCAAGGAUAGGAAAUAUAUAUGAAGUAAAUUUUUUUUUAAUUACAAAUUUUAUUAGCAUAAAUUCGAAGGACGAUAAGAAUGCAGAACAGAUGAAGAGAUAUUUAGAAAGUAUGACGAACAAGAAAGGGGGAAAUGGCAGUACAGAAGGUACAGAUAUAGAAUCCACGUUUUUGAAAAAGAGAAUUACAACGAUUAACAAUCAUAAGGAUAAUAAUUACAACAAUUUUAGAGGAAAAAAGGAAGAGGAAUCUGUACCGGUGUCCCUAUCAGGGAAGAAAAAGAUUAACGGAAACAGAAUCGACCAUAAUAACAGCAGUGAGAGCAGAAAUAGUUGUUACGAUAAUGGUAAGACGAGCAAAAGGAGUGCAAAGGAAUUGCAUAAAAUAAAAAAUGUAGACACACUGAUAAGCGUGUUGAAGAGAAAAAGAGAAUUCGUUUUUAGAAAUAAAUACAAAAACAAAAGAGUUAUAGCUGGAACAUGCAAAAGUUUACACAUCUUUGAAAAAUUAAAUUCUAUUAAGAACAGUAUUAAUUAUUUAAUUGUUGAUGAGUGCACACAAAUUGAUGAACUAACUCUUUUAAAAUUUCUUAUAAAAUAUUCAAUAGAUAAAUUUAUUCUAAUUGGUGAUAUUAAACAGUUGAGUUUCGUUUUGAAAAGUAGGAGUGACUUGACGCGUAGCAUGUUUGCUAGACUUAUUGAAAACGAGCUCUUUAUUAAGUAUUAUAUCAUGCAGGGUAAGGAGGAAAGAGUGAAGAACAUGCAGCGUGGUGAGAUAAGGAGCCAUGGGUAUAGUGGAAGUGGCGAUCAUCGUUAUGAUGAUGACUCUUACCCUGACGACCAGCUAGACCUAGACGACAUAAAAAGAGAAAUAAUAAAUCUAAAUCAAGUAGAAUAUUCAAUCUUAAGAAGUAACAUAUAUAAACAUAUGUUUGAUUUACAUGAGGAAAAAAGGGAUAAUACAUUUCAACAUGUACAAGUCAGGCGAAAGGGUAAAAAUAAGGGUACCGACAUACAACCUUUACCUUUUAUUAAUAAACUAAUUAUUAUGAACAAGCAAUAUAGAUGUCAUCCUACAAUAAGUAAUAUAUGUAGUUACUUAUUUUACAAUAAUUAUAUAGUAAAUGCAAAAUGUACAAAGAAUAUUAAAUUAUAUUAUAAUAAAUACGAUUCACAUGUAAAUUUAAUAUUGAUAAGAAGACAGACAAACAGAGAAAUACAGUAUAACAACUAUUCUUCAUUUAUUAAUAUUUUAGAAGCCAAUAUAAUCUUAAAUAUAUGUGAGAGUAUGAUAAAUAACAAUGUGACACCUAAUGAUAUUGGCAUAAUUUCAUUUUUUAAAAAUCAGGCUAACUAUAUUAAAAAUAAAAUGAAAGAAUCCAAAAAUUAUGACCAUCUAAAAAGAAUAAAAGUAAGUACAGUUGAUUCUUUUCAAGGAAUUGAGAAGGAAAUAAUUUUAUUUUCUUGUGUGCUGAGCUCCUUUUCACGUGAUAAUUACAGUGUAAGGGAAAUAGAAAACAAAAAUAAUACAUGUGUGGCGGAAAAAAGGGUUAUCUGCUCAGAGAAAGGUAGUACUACCAGUAUUACUAAUUCAUCGGAGUAUGUUAACAAAGAAAUAUUUUUUGCAUAUGACAAUAACUCCUUCGAAUCGUUCUAUGAAAAUAAGAACAGGAUAAACGUUGCACUGAGUAGAGCUAAAAGCCAGCUAAUAAUCAUUGCUCACAAUAAUUUUGUCGAAAAGAGUCAUGUGUGGAGUUACAUCAAGGAGAAGGCGCGCGUUUACUACUACGAUUAG
Molecule: messenger RNA, 6060 nt
Organism: Plasmodium malariae
Lineage: Eukaryota; Apicomplexa; Aconoidasida; Haemosporida; Plasmodiidae
Product: conserved Plasmodium protein, unknown function
Exons: 1
Coding region: 1-6060 (2019 amino acids)
Source: RefSeq, a predicted model, not a curated record